Ailuropoda melanoleuca (giant panda) is the source of this 6464-nucleotide messenger RNA. It is a transcript of the gene TIGIT, whose product is annotated as T cell immunoreceptor with Ig and ITIM domains. Gene Ontology annotation, biological process: negative regulation of T cell activation; positive regulation of interleukin-10 production; negative regulation of interleukin-12 production. The transcript is spliced from 4 exons. NCBI's taxonomy places the organism in Eukaryota, Metazoa, Chordata, Mammalia, Carnivora, Ursidae. The record is from RefSeq and is a predicted model, not a curated record. Gene Ontology annotation, molecular function: signaling receptor binding. The coding region runs from base 3589 to 4332 and encodes 247 amino acids. Gene Ontology annotation, cellular component: cell surface.
UUCCCAAAGAUUUUUCUUCUGACUCUGUAUUCCAGCCUCUCCUGGGGCAUCUCUGUCCUAUUUUCACAGCUGAGAAGGCAAAGGAAAUUUCCCACCGUCCACUGAACUCCUUGGCAGCCUCUGUGGGGGAGGUCCUCAGAGUCACCUCACCUGAGGGAGCUUAGACUAACAGUCAGCAAUCCCACUCCCCAAAUCUCCUCAUCUGCAUUUGUCCUGAGCCAGUUCAGCUAACAAGCCCUGUGGCUCACAGAGUUAUUAAAAAUCCUGAAGUCAUAGACAUUCUUUUAUGUUGAAUCUCCGAUUUUCUCAGGUAGCUCUCUCCGCAGGGGCUCUGGAACGACCACUCCUCUGUUCAGAUAGCUCUGCUGUGAGGUGGCUUUGCUAUGGCAAAUGCUGGAGGGCCUGGGCUCUUCCAGGUGCCCCGAGUGUCCACGCCACUUUCUUUCCCCCGCUUCCUGUCUCCCUGCUCCCUCAGCCCUCUGUGCACCUGCAGGAGGCAGGGGUCUCCGUGCCGCCACCCCCUCUCCACAAUAGAGCCUACCGCCAGGAGGCGCUGGUCUGUGAGGAAGAGAGUGGGCGCCCCCGGCUAACAAGGUCACCUCUUCUGCAGCUGCAGGAUGUUGCACUUGAUUAAAGGCAGGGAAGGGGAGGGAGAGGAACCUGUGGUAUCCCUGGAGCUCCCCACCACUUCUGAGCCGGAGGGAAGCCUUCGGAGAGGCUGAAGCUCAAAAGCACCCCUGAGAGAUUGUUCUGUGCCCCAGGUGGUGUUUCCUGUGUACAAGCUGUGGGCCUUGAGGAAAGUGGGGCCAGUCUCAGCCCCCCCACCCAGUGCGGUGAUCCUGACAGGCCUCUAGGGGGAGCAGGUAGAGCUGGCAGGGGGCUUGCAGCACGAGGGGAAGGCUGGGCCCUGAGAGCACUUGGGGCAUCUGGGGAAUGUUCUACGUUCUAGGCCAGCACUUCUUCCCCCUUUAGAUGCAAAUGGAGUCCCUUUCCAGCACCUGCACAAUUGCACCGGGGCUAACCAAGCUGUGCAGCCCACAGCUGUCAAAGUCAGCGGAGAAAAACUAUGGUGACUCGUUUUAGAACUUUCGUUUAGAGAUGUGAGAUAGCUCCUGAACGACCACAGAGGUUCACGCCGUGCUACAGGCGCUGGGCUGCAGGGACGGAUGACUGCCUCCAAAGGCUCAGGGUGGCCCUGGGAGCUCUCGGCCCAGACCUGUUUCUCACCCCUGGCCGGCUCAGCUCUGGCUGCGGCCGCUGCCAAGUGAGUGGCCAUACUGGCUACGUGUCCAGAUGAGCCCCGGUAGGAGGCUCCAGGAGGGACUUCUGGAAGGUUUCCUGGAGAGACUCUUCUGUCAUUCACAUUCCUCCAAGGUCUUCUCAUGGUCUGCUUGGUAUAGUGGCCGUUUUUCUGCAGACAUAUUUUAUCCUCAUAUUGGUAUAUUGUUUGCAUAUGACAGAAUGAAGAGGUUAGGUGGCCUGGCUUUGGGAUCCAGAGACCAGGGCUUUAUUCCUGCCCAAAUGCAUGACAGAGAAGAGGGAUAGUCUCCUCCAAUUUUCGUUUUACUUUAAUUAAUAUUAUUAUCAAUACUAUUACUGAUACAUUGAACCCUUCCUAUGUUCCAGGUGCUGUUCUAAAUAGCUUGCCAAACAAAUGAGUUCCCUGAAUCCUCAUAAGCCUACAGGGUUUGGCUGGGGGGCAGUGGGCACUAUUGUUCUUGUUUACAGAGGAGGAAACUGCGGCUUAAGGAGAUUGAGCAAUUUUCUAAAGGUCACCAAACCAAACUGAAUUUGGACCUAUGUAUUUUUUUUUCACCAUAGGCUAUUACUCAUCACCUUCAAAUAUCUCUGGAAAGCACGACUGGUCAAAAUGGGCUUGACUAUGUUCCUCUUCAGACAGAUUGCUUAGAAACAAGAGAAAUUCUUCCACCAUUUUUUUUAACUUAGCCUAAGUUUCUUGGGAUUUCUCAUUAUAUAAGACAGGUCCUGCCUCUAUGGUUUUCACCCACCUAUACAAACUAUGGAAACGUAGGCUGUCGAUCUAUUAUGGCCCAAACCCCAGUGUCCCUCUCUUCAUGCUCUAUUUCCACUAGCCGCUCUCAGCUGUCCCACCCCUGGCUCCUCUGCCUGGCCAGCCAGUUUUGGAAACACUCUGCCUGUUCAACCCGUAUACCCUCCCUGGGACACACAGAAGGGAUUACAACUUCUCCAGCUGCGGGCCCUGUGACUAUUGGAAGGAGAUGGAGGAGAUAUCUCUUGAUGUGAGCCUUGAGGGACAGGCAGACUUAGGGCAGAGAGAGGUCGGUGAGGCGUAUGCUGUCUAAGAGGCUGGAGGUGGACUGGAGGUGGGUGCAUGGGUCAUGAUGUCCAUUUGGGAAUGGGGGGAUCCCAGGGAGCAGAGGAAACUGGUGUGAGAUGGAGCAUCCUACAGGGGGAGGGGGAGGAGGCCCGAAGCCUGGACAGUGUGCUUGCCUGGAAUGGAGGGGCGGAACAGCAGUCUUUACGUGUUCCCCUGGUAGAGCAGCCGAGUUUCAGGACAUACACCAUGAAACAUGCCCACGGUAGCAGAGGCAAGCCCUAGAGGCAGACAAAGAGAGACCCUCCACGUUCUUUCCUCAGAGUGAAGCUUUACCAGAGAGCAAGCUUUGACUGUCUGAUGGCAGGGUCCAUGAUUAUUCACCUUGUCUCCCCAGAGCCUGGUGCUGAGUCUGGUGAUUUGCAGGCCCUUGGGACUUUCAAAUAAAUGCAGGAACAGACAGAGGGAGGGAAGGAAGAAGGAUGGGUCAGCAGUGGGGCUUGAUCAGGAGCUGGGGACUCCAGACGAGUCCAGGGUCAGGUAACUGGGGCUCAUGCUUCUCUGCAUUGCUGAUUUUCAUGGGGGUCACCAGUCACAAGAAAACUCACUCCUCUGGUCUCCUCGGAUUCCACUGGGUUAGAGAAACUAAGCCGGAGUUCAAUGAAGUCUCAGUCCGGAUAAACAAGACAGAAGAAAUCCGAUUCAAGAAGAGGACCUCAUUCAAAGGGAAGUUGCCCUGCUUUCCAAGACUUUUUGUCCUGCCUACAUCUUGUCUCUGAAGUAAAUGCCUCUGAUUCAUGGCUCAUUAGAUUUCGAGCACGGGUCCUGGUCUGUAAGUGUGCCAACUUCGGUUUCUUUUAUAGGUGCAGAUUCCUUAGUCGGAUGAAGCUGGGGGAGCUGAGUGAACUCCAUCACUAACCAGUUCUUCAGAAUCUCGGGCAUUACACAGACACACAGAGCCCUUGAGGUCCUGACACAAAGGCUGAUAAAAACAAGCGCAUUAAGACAGAACUUAGAAACAGUAGAUUGACUAAUAGUAACCCAAAGACCAAUGUGCCUCUAACCACAUUUUUGUUUAUUUUUUAGUGUGUUUCCUUCAUGGUCUUUCUUGUGGCUCACCCUAUGCAGUUUGUGUACUUGUUGAGAGCUUUUUUUCUGUGUCUGACAUUGUUUCUGCUGAACUCAGUGUUUCCGAGACCCUCUCUCCUCACAGGCUCGGUUUUGGCCUGCCAUCUGCAGUCCGCCAGUUUCGGUGGCAGAAGAGGCCUAGGCUGCUUCCUGUGGGCCCCCAGAUGGGCAGAAGCAUGCGGUGGUAUCUGCUCCUGAUCUGGGUCCAGGGCCUGAGGCAGGCUCCCCCCCCAGCCUCAGGAGCUGCAUCAGGCAGAAUAGUAACAACGGGGAAUGUGUCUGCAGAGGAAGGUGGCUCUGUCACCUUGCAAUGUCACCUCUCCUCCACCACUGCCAAAGUGACUCAGAUCAAUUGGCAGCAGCAGGACCAGCUUCUGGCCGUUCGCCAUGCUAACUUGGGGUGGCACAUCUACCCAGCCUUCAGGGAGCGAGUGGCCCCCGGCCCCGACCUGGGCCUCACCCUGCAGUCGCUGACCAGGAAUGACACCGGGGAGUACUUCUGCACCUAUCACACCUACCCUGAUGGGAUUUACAGGGGGACACUCUUUCUGGAGGUCCUGCAAAGCUCAGUGGCUGAGCGCAGUGCUGUGUUCCAGACCCCACUGCUGGGAGCCAUGGCCACAGUGCUGGGAGUCAUCUGCGCGGCAGUCAUCAUGGUGGUCACAUUGACCAGAAAGAAAUCUCGCAGAGCCCAUUGUGCGGAAAGCGGAGUCAGGACAGUGGAGCGUGAACAGGAGGAGUGGAACCCCCGCACUCUGUCAUCCGCUGGCAGCAGCAGCCACGCAGAGACGGCGCCCACCUUCUACGCAGAGCAGAGGGGAGAUGACUACGCCGAGCCACAUGACUACUUCAACGUCCUGAGUUACAGGAGCCUUGGAAGCUUGGGCUUCCUGGCGGAGACUAGUUAGCGGCCAGAGGCCUCGCCUGGCAGACGCGGUCCUGUCUCUGCGGUUACAGGCGGAUGUGUAAGGGUCUGCGGCCUCGUCCCUGCUGUGCAUGCGAGUCUAUGUUCAGCUGAGUGAAUGAAUGUCAUCCUCUUCUCGUCAUUUCCUCUGCUCCUUCCCUUCCCUUCCAUUGUGGCAGACCCGGAGCAAGCAGCUUGCAUCUUGAUUAUGAAUGCAAAGUUAAAAAAAUGAUUUGGUUUUGAAUCUAGCGGUUGGAGCAGACCCGGGGGGUUCUGAGAAAUGCCUUGCCCUAGUAGCGCUGGGCGGGGCUUUGGUGGGCGGGGCAUUGGCAGAGUUUUGUGGAUGAUGAUGAUGACGAUGAUGACGACGGUGAUGAUGGUAUGACUCACCUCAUUUCUCAUGGUCAUUUUCAUCAACAUUCACACAUUCAAGGCAUUUUAUGAACAAGGCAUGGUACCGGCUUCCACGGGGAGACUCGAGCAUGACUAAACUGUGCUUUCGGGUCUCAACCCUUUUAGACCUUAUAGUUAAGUGGGAUAAUGAGAUUUCCAUUAAAGGGAGUAAGAAGACAGGGAUACGAGACCCAGGCCUUUGGGAAGAGACGCUGGUGCAGGCCCAGGUGGUCAGGAUAGGCUUGUGUGGGGCGAAGUGGCCUGGGAGGAUGGAGGGAACAGUGAGCCUAGUGUGGUGAGAGCAGGAAUUUUGUCUAGGGAGGGCCGAGAGACUGAACAGAACUGCUGAAAUUCCCACAUGAAGAUCCCGGCACCGAGGGAGCCAGCAGGCCUUCAGAUUUAUUCCUGGGGCAGAGAGUUCGAGCGUCCUUCUGUUGGGUGUGCUCCGAGUUCGGGGAUGGCCAGCUGCAGGGGACCCGAGGCCUUCCAGACGCCCGCCGGGGACAUGCACGGGAGUGUGGGGCCUGCUGUGGGAGCUGCCUCCUAGCCCCCGGCCAGGACCCACCUGUUCUCUAUCAACCCAUUAUUAAGCCCGUGAGAAAAGAAUCUGUGUCCCACCAAAAGGAAAACCUUGGAUUUUUAAAAUAGGGACUCUUCCUGGGGGGGGGGGGGGGGGGGAGAGUGAUAGAAAGUUUAAAGAUGGAUGCCCUCUCCCUAGCUGCUCAGAACCCUUAAGGUCACCCCCUGAGCUCUUCGCGCUGGGGUUUGGGUGGCAUCUAAGUGCUGGUUUCUGUUUAACUGGCAUUCAGGCCUUUAUUCUACCACCCCCUCUCCUACAGGAGUGAGAAGGGAGGCUGAGCUCCCAGGUGACAGGAGUUCUUUCCUGGGCAGAGGACCUGAGUGAGAAUGUGGAGCAAGGCUGUCAUUUGCCAAUGGCUGGAAUCAAGCACUGCUCUGCUCACUAAGAAGGAGGCAGGCUGAGCAAGAAGACAUUUCAACUCCUACACCCUGGACUGUGAUUUUUAUUUUUCUCACUUCUUUACCAAAUGGGUAUGUGGUCAGGAGUGAUGAGCUGCAAUCUGUCCCGAGCGCUAAGUCCUUUGGAAGAUAGGUAGAUGCGUGUAAAAUGCUCUUCUGUGCCACAGCGGUUCACCACACUCUUGCAGAACUCGUGCCAAGUGCUUGGGGGGUAGAACACAAUUCAUGGAUUGGAGAUGAACUAAAAUGUUCAAAAACGAGAGUGGCAGUUUGAUUGGGAGGAGAUGUCUACUGGGUCAAGGCUAGACUGAGAGUUACAGUGUUAUUUAACGUGAGUAUAGUAACAGGGAAGUGUCUACAAAUACCAUUUGGAUGGUGAUAAAAGUACGAAAGGACCCACAGAUGUGGUAAAUGGGUCAGGUACUAAAAUGAGAUUGAAUUAGACAGAAAAUAAAUUUUAAAGUGGAAUUCACCAAACUGGAUUUUCCAUGGAGAACCAGAGAAGACAGGCCCCUAAAAGCCAGGUUCCUGGACACAUGUCUCGUCCAGCCAUUCUGCACGUGGAACGGUCUAGUGUGUGAGAUGUGGUUAGUCUGCAUUGAGAUGCACUGUGCUAGCCGCGUAACAUAAGGGCCAGAUUUUGAAGGCUGAUUGUGAGUAAUAUGAAAGUAAACUAUCAAGUUAGUAAUUUAAAAAUAUCGAUGAUAUGUUGAGAUGAUAGUAUUUGGGAUAUAUUGGGUUCAAUAAAAAUGUUAUUAAAAUUAA